Messenger RNA from Fusarium coffeatum, 240 nucleotides. RefSeq lists its product as uncharacterized. Lineage: Eukaryota; Fungi; Ascomycota; Sordariomycetes; Hypocreales; Nectriaceae. Bases 1 to 240 code for a protein of 79 amino acids. The record is from RefSeq and is a predicted model, not a curated record. The transcript is spliced from 2 exons.
AUGUCUCCUCUCAUGAUCAAGCCCACCGUCGGACCCAAGGUCCUUCCAGUUCUCAUCGCAGUAGGAAGCAUCUCUGUUGUAGGAGGCUACAUCCGCUCUCAACUCACAAACCAAUCACGAACAUUCGACCGCUACUUCAGCCAAUACAACACUACCAAGAGCGAGAAUGUGAGGGCAAAGACGUUUAAUGGUUCUGUGCCUGAUAACAGAACUAGUCUGUUUAAUGUUCUUGGCUGGUAA